Messenger RNA from Pristis pectinata (smalltooth sawfish), 8817 nucleotides. It is a transcript of the gene smcr8a, whose product is annotated as Smith-Magenis syndrome chromosome region, candidate 8a. Gene Ontology annotation, cellular component: guanyl-nucleotide exchange factor complex. Gene Ontology annotation, molecular function: GTPase activator activity. The record is from RefSeq and is a predicted model, not a curated record. The transcript has 3 exons. Bases 274 to 3102 code for a protein of 942 amino acids. NCBI's taxonomy places the organism in Eukaryota, Metazoa, Chordata, Chondrichthyes, Rhinopristiformes, Pristidae.
GUAGGUGUAACUGGUUCCUAUCUGUUCAGUGAUUUAAGUGCCGUUUACGUAGAUGGGGGAGUAGAUCUUGUACGUUGUAAGAUAUUGGCUGAGACUAUCCACUUUGAUGAAAUAUUUGUUCAGCCUGCAAAUCAAAGUAUCCCAAAAAAAAGUAAUCCACUCCUGGACCAUUUUCACGUCUGGUCGGUCAGUCAACGAAGCCCACACAGUUCGCAUAUUUCCACGUGUGUUUUCUCCAAACCCACAAGACUCUGGGUCUGGGAAGGUGGAAAUAUGAUCACUGCCCCCGAUGUCGUGGCUCUCACCCGCGAAGAUGACUACGGGGAGCGGUACAGCGAAGAGCCGGCACCCCCUUUCCAAUUUCAACCUGAAAACCCCUGGUCCAAGACGGCCACGGCUAAAUUCGAGAAGGAUUUCAUUCUCAUUUCCGAGUUUUCCGAGCAGGUAGGCCCUCAGCCUUUGUUAACGAUCCCGGACAAUGCCCGCGGUAACUUUGAUCUCAACUAUUUCUCUCUCAGGAUCAUGUCUGUGGAUUAUCAAGCCUCUUUUGUGGGGCACCCUCCUGGGACGAGUUAUCCCAAACUCAACUUCGUCGAGGACUCCAAGGUGGUGCUGGGGGACUCUAAGGAGGGGGCUUUCGCUUAUGUUCAUCAUUUGACUCUCUAUGACUUGGAAGCGAGGGGCUUCGUCAGACCUUUCUGCGUGGCUUAUAUCUCCACGGAUGAAAACAAGAUCAUGCAGCAGUUCCAGGAACUUUCGGAUGACUUUUCCAAAGCCUCCGAGUGUUUGAAAACUGGCAACAGAAAAGCAUUUGCCAAUGAACUGGAAAAGAAACUUCAGGACCUGGAAUACACUAGGAAUGUAUUACAUAAUGAAACAGAAAUCCAGAAAAAGUCUAACGAUAAAGGAUAUUACUCCUCGGUAGCAAUAGAAAAGGCCAAUGAACUAGCCAAUGUGGAAAAGUGUAUAAUUGAACAUCAAGAUCUCUUAAUGCAAAUUAGAAAUUAUUCGUACAAAAAAACAAGAGAUGUGGAUUAUUUUUCUUAUGAGCCAGAUAAUGGUACAGAACACUCAGACUCUGGGUUGGAGCAGUUGCAAAAUAGGGAUGAAUUAUGUGAAAAAAAUAAUUUUUCUGAUAGAUCUUACAUUCCCAAAUUCACAAAAGCUAAGUCGGCAAAAUGCUUUGAAAAGAAACUGAAAACCUUAGAGGAGCUUUGUGACAGUUACUUUUUUAAUCAAACAUUAGAACAACUUAGGCAGGUAGAGAAAUUCUUCAGGGGAGAUGUAUGCUAUCUCCUGACCAGUCAAAUUGAAAAAGUGCUUCUUCAGCAGCAACAGACAACUUCUUUCCUCUUUGAAGACCCGCUACUUUUCACUGGUGAAGAACAAACUGAAAAGGAACAGCACUGUGAAAAACUGCUGCCUAGUUUUAAUAUUAUCAGUGCUAAGGUUUUUGAGCACCCUUUUUUAUCAAAUGAGUCCACCAACUGUGAGUCAUAUAAGUCUUGUGUGGAGUCUGUACCUAUUAAACUGGAUCAGCAGAUCAGUGUUGAGAAUCAUCAUGGGACUAUGGCUGAUUCCAUUCCAUGCAAAAAUCCCCUAGGAACUUCAGACUAUCUUGAAUUGGAAGGGAAAGAGAAAGGAAGUAUCAGUAGUGGUGAAAGCAUUGAAGUCCUGGGUACAGAAAAAUCCUGCCCAGCCCCAAUGUUGUUAUCCAAAUCUGACAACCAACCAAACUCGCAGAGCCAGCACUUGGAAGUUGUGAGGAGGAAAUUUGUGGGUACCAAGCGGACAAACAGCGAGGACAGCAUUGAAGUUCUAAGUACCACUGAAUCUCUGAUCCCUGAAGACCUUAAGCCCAUCUAUCCAAAUGCAAUACAUGAAGAAGAACCACCUUUAGAAGAUGAAGAAAUAGUGAUGAGCACAGGUCUUGUGCAACCUGAUGCAAAUCUAAAUCAUGCUAAUCGAUUUAGCAAUGCAAAUUUUGAAAAUAAAACCAUAACCUUGUCUGUUUUAUCUGAGCCUGUUGACCCUUCUUGUUGUAUUGGGAAAGAGAGCCCACAUUUUACUAAGUCAGUACCUACAUUUGUAACUGAAGAGUACAGUGAUGAAGUUGUCAAUGUUCCACCACAACGCAGUAAAACCAUAGGGCAAAUAUUCCACAGUGAUUACCAGCAGAAAGAUGAUGGAGGUGGAUUGCAUAAUACUGCAGACCAAGUAUUCUCUGCCUGUGAAAAAGAAUACAGUGAUCUACCUGGUAAUGAAGAAACUGCUCAAAUUCCUGUGGAUGAAUACUUGGACAACAUGAGUUACAUCAGUGCAUCUUUAUGUUCUGAUAGAACUCCAUCUCCAGCCCUCCCAACCAGUCCAUCGAAGAGACCCUCUGGAAAACGCAAGAAACAUUCGGGGAAGAACUCUCUGUGGUUUAUACGGCAAUAUUCUUUUGCACAGCAGGCAAUAUUUUCAUUGCUGUCUGGUCGGACUCUUGUAGUAGUUGGUGAACAAGAAGGAAAAGUCAAGAAGCUUGUCAAUGCUUUGUCGAUAUUUGUACCUAAUUAUGGUAGGGAUGCAGAUUCUGUAAAGCAAUGGAUAACUUUCCCUUUGCACAUCGAUGAUUUGCAGACCUGGAAACUCAUCGGACUUCAGAGAAUAGCUUCUCCUCUGGGUACCAGUAUGCUGCAUUCGCUGAAUCGAUAUAGUCGCUACAUCAGCAUUCUAGACUGUGACAACAAAACUCUCCGUUGCCCGCAAUAUAAAGGACAGCUGAUUACCAGGCUGGCAGACCAUAGGACUCAGAUAAAGCGGGGCAGCACAUAUUAUAUGCAUGUUCAUAAUAUGCUAACCCAGCUUUGUUCCCAGGCUUUCCUCUAUACUUUUUGCCAUCACCUGCAUCUUCCCAUCGAUGAAAGAGAAAGUGAAGAAUCGGUGACCUAUCGGAGAGUAAACUUUUUAAAGCAUCAUCUGGGCCUGAUGAAUGAUGAUAGCAAAAUUGUGCAAUACUUUUCAGAACUGAUAAAGAUGCACUACUUGCAUGAACCUCCAAAGGGCUUAAAUCCAGUUCUGCGAUUUAACUACAUCCCCAGUGUUGUGUUUAAGAUCUAAUUCUGCAACAUUUUCCAUUUCAAAGCUGAAUUUUUAUCAUGUACUUUGAUUGCAGAAAAGCAUGACCCACCUUCCAUUGUUUUUUCCUAUGUUGUUGUUCUAUCACUUGUGUUGUGCAAAAGCAGCAUUCUGGCUAUGGCAGGUAAAGGAAAUUUGAGCAUAUUUAACUUGCAGAUCAUUGGAUAAAGCUUUGACAAGAGUGAAUCGUGUGUGAAUCAAGAAUUUACAGAUCUAGCACACUGAAUUAUCUUCAGCACAGUAUACCAAGUUAUGUUUCUUUAAGUAUCAGACAGGGGAGAAAUGACCUGAUGACAAAGCAUGGGGGUAUACCUAAAUGUGCAGUUGAGGCAAGGCUUUUGUUUUUUGAUGCUUUGUUCCAUUUUCUGUUGAGUCUUUGGAGGUUUCUGUAAUACGGGUGUUUGAAGUGGACAGUGUGCUGGUGGAAUCCAAAAAAAAUCAAGGUGAACUAAGAGGCUCAGAAACUGAAUAUCACCAGGUUAGUUCUAAAGCGAUCUUAACUUAUGUUGCAUGUCCAUGUUGCUGAACUGUUAUCUGGUGUGCAUAUCAGUUUUGACUAAUUUCUGGGUGGUAGGUUGUGUUGUAACAAUACAGUUAUAACCAGAUUAUCUGCAGUCUUCUACCAUGUGAAUAGUAACUUGUGAAUCUUGUCCAGAAAAUAAAUUCAGUUUUUCAAUCUUCCAUGACUGAUGAAGGAUUAGAGUGAUAAGGUUGCAUACAUUGUAGUGUAUGGCAAUGUUGCUUUUUCAUGAUACAUGACAUUGUUAACUUUCAACAAAAAAUCGCGUCACUAAUCGUAGCUGAUUGUUACUUGCAUGCUGUCAGUAUGGAUCCAAGUCUCAUUCUGGUUUUGCAUUGCCAACAGUGGGAAGCCCAAUUUGCAAAAUUAUCUAUGGUUGUGGUUGGGAAUCAAAAGAGAAGAGGAAAUGGGAAAGGCUAGAAUUAAAUACAUCUGUGUAUAUCUAUGUCUGCUUAAUUAUUUGAGUUGUAUCAGGGUUUGCAAUGCUCUUUGACUCUCCAUCAGCAUUUUCACUAAGUUCACUGGAAGUGAAACUUUAAAUAUUGCAGAAAUUUGAAUUUUAAAAGGGAAAAAAAUGCUGCAGAUUGUUCAGUUUAUUUUAAUUGGGGGAAGAAAUUUGGUCUAGACUGACAAAAUGAAGAUCUCUGUAUUUAUCAAUGCCAGUGGAAGAUGGUGGGAAUUAGAAAACUGGUUUUUACCAUAAGAAUUGAGGAGAGGAAUUAAAACAAUCAGUCUGGCUGAAGUUCCGAAUCUUCAAGCUGUAUAAUUGAGCUCCCUGCACUCUGGCUUCUUAGCAAUGUUACAUGAUGAAGUAGACCUUCAAAAGAAGGAAGAAAAUAUAAAUCUGCCUUUUUACCUUGCUGAUGCUGGUGGUGUGUCUGACUGAUAUGAACCAAAGUCUAAUUAUUAACACUGCCUAUAGGCUGGUUGAAGCACCACAAGUUGAAGCAAGACCAUGUUAUCAUUCCUGUUUAUACAGAUCUAACAGUCAAGAAAAGUUGGUAGUUUAGGUUCAUAAACUUUUUUGGAUUAUUUCAAAAUUCUGACUAUUUGCAAGGCAAGCAAUUUAGAGUCCCUUUGUGUUUGGUGUUCAUAUUUUAAAAAAAAAACAUUUUGUAUAAUCUUCACAGUGAAAAUGAGUGUGAAAAGAAGAUCUCAAAGAUUUUGGCAUUGUGAAAACUGCCCUGAAGUAUAUCCCCACAAAAUGUAGCAGUUUAACUUGAGUCAUCAGUGUUGGAAAAUUGCAGCUUACUGAAAAUUUUUUUCCAGAAUCUAUAUGACUAGAUUUUCCAGAAUCUGACCACAAUAAUUAUUGUUAACUGAAAGAUUAAAUGUAAAUAUAACAUUAGGCAUCAACGGAACAUGAUUACUGCAUCAACUUCAAUUGUGGUCAUGGAUGUAUCAGGUGUAUUUUGGGCAGCAUGAGAUUUCUGUAACUACUGUCUGCAGAUGAUCUCCCUUUCGGUUUUGUGGCACCAGACAUCGCAAUCAAUUAGUUUUUGCACAACACUUGGAUAUUCAAAUUUGACCAAUUCCAAUCGGAUGGAUUUUUAUUGACACCACUUUAUUUCCAUAUCACUUUAUUUUUAUGUUGAUCCAUUUUCAAUUUUCCUUUCCAAAGCAUAAAGAUUAAAUCUAUUCCAGUCCUGGUUGACAAUUCACCCAAGUAUUCAAAAGUCUCAGCCUCUGAUGUUACUUUGAAACAGGGGAAGAACUCAUUGGAGGAAAAUAUUCUGAAGGCAUGCAAUAUUUAGCCUCCAGAAUAUUGACUUGAAAUUGUUCGGAGAAAUUCAUGUAAAGUUUAGUCAAUGGCCAUUGUAUUUCCACAAUCUUCCUAACCAUUAAACUCUUAAUACAAGUCACUCCUGAGUUGUGUUAUCAGAAAUUAUGCCAUAAUAGGAUCUCAAUUUUUUCAUUCAAUGCAAUUAAAAGAUGUGCUCCAGUAGAGUGCACUCUAAUCCAAUUUACCUGUGGUUUUUAGGCAAGCAGUUUGAGGGAAGGAAUACAGCAACUAUUUGUGAUUUUUGUCUUCAGUCUCCCCUGAAGGUACUUUCUUGUUCUGAGGUACAGAUGCUGCUGGCUUUCUGGAAUCUUAUCAUUAUGCUACGUGAGCUUAGGCUAUGGCUGAUAGCUUAUUCAGUGACGGCCAAACCUAGUCCAGGAUAUUUGGCAUGCAAACUUUUCAACAAGGUUUAUUGGGUAGCAGUCAGAAACAGGAUGUCUUGCUGCCCCAGAAUGACAUUUCUUUCAAUCUGACUUGGAAAUUUAAAAAAAGUUAUAAAAUUCUCUUUAUCCACAUUCUGCAGCCUUUUAUCAAUAGAUGUCUUACCUUGUUGUGGGAAUUCACAUUUUGUUUGAAUUGUUUGUUACAGCAGUUUUCAAUUAUCACUGCUGAUUUCAACUAUUUUUAUACACAAUUUCUUUCCGUAUUGAAAAAUUUUAAAGAUCAAUUGGAAUUGAUACAUCUGAGUAGUUUAUCUUUUUGGCCAUUCAGCAUGUACCAUGACAUGCAAAAUGUAAUCCAGGCCCUUUAACCCUCCAUCUGAAAUUUAUUAAAUUCAGCUAGUCUGCUGCAGUUUUGAAAAUGAAUAAAUGAUUUGAGAAACAAAUUUAAAUUAAACAGUCCAACCAAUCCAUUGGCCAAGACACAGUCCUGUAAGCAGUUUGCAUUGCCCUUAUUGAGUUAAUCAGAUUAUAGGCCAAAUGAUGGGUGGCGGGAUCGAUGCAAAGUACGCAUUUGUUCUGAAUGGUCAGAAUAGUGGGUAAAUCUGAAACAUGUUAAGAACCCCAUUGAAUGUAUGUUCAGUCAAUGUAGCAUAAUGAUGUCUAUGUGAACUUAUAAGGUUAAAAGAAACUAUUUAUUGGCACAGUCUGAGUGUUCCAUUAGUAAUUUGUAAUAAUUGUUCAUUUAAAGAUGAAUUUAAUUCCUGCCAGAUGUACUAUUUAUUUUUCAAAAAAGUAAAUUUUAUUCAGAUGUGUACUGUGAAUUAUUGUUUGCACUGAUUUUCAUUUAUUCCCCUCUUUCCCUAGUAGCUACUAUGCAAUAUGUGCAUGUAUGCAUCCAGUAGUUAAGGAACCAAAUGCUAACAGUUAUUUUUUUUUAAAGUGUUUCUUUUGCCUGUUGAUGCUCAUUUUCUUAACACUUUACUCCAGAAAUGGCCAUUUUCCCCAAGCACAAAGAUCAGAAAGAGGAAGAGACAAUUUUUACUGUCUUUUGUCCCCUUUACGUUGUAUACACUUCCAUCAAGAGGUGGCUGGGCCUAUGCAGGAGAGGGCUUGCUGCUGUAUUAGGACAAAGCUUGUUAGUCUCGCCAAUGAAAUAUGGUACCAUGUACAGAAUUAGAAAGAUUGGAACAUGUGGGUUUAAACGAGCAAUUGGUUUGGGGUGCACUGCUCCAAUCUGGGAUGAGGGGAUCCACAAAACUGUUAGUUUUAAUGGCCCUUUUGAAACCAGUUAGCCCAAUCGUCCUUGGCUUACCAUAAUCUCCUUUUAGCCCCACCAAAUUUGAAAGCCAGGAGAACAAUGCUGCUGAAAGCAGAAGUGGUAGAGGUUCAGUGUCUUAACUCUGCAGAUCUACCAGAUUGUUUCAAAUGACAGGUAACAGUAUUAAUGUCAUACAUGUAUUUCAGGCUGUACUGGAUUGAGUUUUAUUCUUUGACUUGAUUUCUUGCAUCAGUCUGGAAAGUUACUUUUGGCUUAAAAACAAGGAAUUUCCCACCUUCUGUCAGCUUGGGGGUGUGUCUGCAUGUUGCAUCCAGAAACUGCUGCAUGCAAGAGCAUGAUAUUUUUUGUGACAGUGUACUUUGAAUUUUACCUCUCAAAGUAUCCAGUACGUGUAACUGAAACCACUGUACAAGUAGGCAUAGAGAGUCCGUAAGUGUAUGAAGUAAUGGUGUGCAUGGAAAAUCACCAGCAAAUAUGGAUUUGUUUUCCUGGGAUAGAAUUUAACAAUGUGGUUAUUUCAAAUUUUCUAAAUUUUAAUUAAAAAUGCAUAACUGACAUUUUAAAAAUUUUAUUAUUAAGAACUUUGUGUGAAACUGAGUUAACAGAUUCUACUCUCUUCACCACAUGCCACCUCUCAACUCCCUCCAUUUAUUAAAUUUACAAAGAAACUAAUGCUGUAAACAUAAAUUUAAAAUGAAAUCCAGGGGGUGGGGAAUCAACAGAUUAGAUGGAGAAAUGGCUAACAUUUCAGGUUCAUAGUGUUGAGCCCCUGCCAUUAGACAAAAUGAAAAGAAGACUUGGGAUUUUGUAAUGAAUUACAAUGUGGUUAUGACUGCGAUUGAUACUUAAUUUUUAAUACACAUUUUGAUGCAGUUCCUUUUUUUUAGUUGCACGUCGGACUAUCUUGCUUCUUUACUAAUUCUGUACCAUUUUUGUUAACUGCUUGAAGCACACCUCUUCAUGGUUGUCCACAUACUUGAUAGCCUUGAGUUUCAACUAUCCCUCAUCAGAUUCUGAUUUCCAUUUGUCAUGAUAUUACCUUGGCGUCUCAGUCAAUUGUGAAAUCAAAACUCGUGCUUGUGGGGAAAAGUUUCCAUCUAAAGCAAAUACUUUCUGUGAGUAUCUUGAUCAGGUAAAAAGAAAUCCAUUCUGAUUGGGAAAAGAAAUACCUAGUUCCUGAAUGUGAUUGCCAGUACUUAAACACUGUUAAUAUUUAGACAGGUGCACCCCUUUAUACACUAUAUCUUCUCAUAAUGGCCACUAUCAUUCAAUUUGGAGAGAAGGACAUUUCAAAACUUGGGGUUUAUGCAACAUGUUUAGAUUAGGGAUGUACAUAAUUGCAUUGGGAGUUAAAAUAAUCCUCAAGUGUCAAGAACAAAAGAUAUUUUUGUAAGAUCAAGAUGAAAUAUGUUCAGCCCUGAAUAAUUAGCAGUGUUUUAACCCCUGUUGACAAGAUUUAAGUUUGCAAGCCUAUAUCUUUUUCAUGCUGCAGUAAUGUUUAUCCAACUGAACAUAUGACCAUAAUGUGUAAAUUCUAAUCCUGUUGCCAGAAGGUUUUUUUUAAGUAUGUUUCAAAUUGCACUUUCUUGCUUUUUUAAAUUUUGCACAAGACCAGAGUUUUUUUUUAAAUGCCAGAUGCUGUUGUAACUUGUAAUUAUUUGUGUAAUUGUUAUGUUUUAAAGUGUGUCUACUUAAUUAUUGUCUUGGAAAAUGUUGUGCCUUCCACUUGUAA